Exophiala spinifera is the source of this 1077-nucleotide messenger RNA. RefSeq lists its product as uncharacterized. Gene Ontology annotation, molecular function: oxidoreductase activity. Bases 1 to 1077 code for a protein of 358 amino acids. The transcript is spliced from 3 exons. NCBI's taxonomy places the organism in Eukaryota, Fungi, Ascomycota, Eurotiomycetes, Chaetothyriales, Herpotrichiellaceae. The record is from RefSeq and is a predicted model, not a curated record.
AUGGGCCUCCCCAAAGAGAAUGAGCAGUGGCUGUCAUCACAAGAUGGCUUGGAAAACCUGAGCAGGACAACAAACCCUGUCCCAAAGCCUGGCAAGGAUGAAGUGCUCGUGGAGAUACACACUGUCUCCCUCAACUAUCGCGACACAGAAGUGGCCAUGGGUCUCUACAACCACCACAAGUCUGUCGACGCAACAUCUCUGCUCGUUCCGUGCUCCGAUAUGUGCGGCAUUGUGGUCGCUGUCGGCGAAGGCACUCAUCCUAGCCCGUGGUCUAUCGGCGACCGGGUUCUAUCUACCUUCACCCAGACGCAUCUCACAGGACAGAUCACUGCCAAAGACAUGACUUCGGGACUUGGUUUACCUCUGGAGGGAGUCCUGCAAACGUAUCGUGUAUUCCCAACAACUGGUCUCGUAAAAGCCCCAUCGUACCUUAACGAUGAAGAAGCCUCCACAUUACCUAUUGCUGCUGUCACGGCCUGGAUGUCUAUCAACGGCAUGAGGCCCAUAGGCCACCCAGGCGGCAAAGAUGAGACAGUUUUGCUUCAAGGAACUGGCGGUGUUUCGGUCAGUGGUCUGCAAAUUGCACACGCUGCAGGUGCAAAGACCAUCAUCACGUCGUCCUCGGAUGUGAAACUCGAACGCGCCAAAUCACUCGGAGCAACUCACACCAUCAACUAUAAGACUGAUCCCGAAUGGCAGGACACAGUCAUGCAACUCACCCACAACCAUGGUGUUGACAUCAUCCUUGAAGCAGGAGGUGCGCAAACAUUACGCAAAUCGUUCAACUGUAUAGCGUUCGGCGGUCUGAUCAACGCCAUUGGCUAUCUGUCCGGCAAAGAGGACGACCCAGGUGACCGAUUGAACGCCAACGUCCUCGCAUUGAGACGGAAUGUUACCUUUAAGGGGAUUCUGAAUGGACCCAAGGACCGGUUCGAGGAGAUGCUGCAGUUCUACGACCAACACAAGAUCAAACCUAUCGUUGACAGAGUAUUCCCGUUCGACCAAGCGAAGGAAGCUUUCAGGUACCUGUAUGGCGGCGGCCAUUUCGGCAAGGUAGUUAUCAAAGUCAAGCAGUGA